UCGCCUGGGCUCGGGGGCCCGCGGCGGCCGGCGGGGCGGGGUCCGAGCCGAGGCGCUGGGACCGUGCUGCUGCAGCAACAGCACCAAGGACCUGUUUGUGUUCUCCAAGACGAUGUUCAACGGCUCCUCAAUCUCUCUCCAGGUGCUGCCGAAGGAGUGCUCCCCGGGGGUGACCCUGAACGUGACCUGGUACCUGCGGAGCUCCCAUUGUCACAACGAAGUCUAUAUGAACGAGAAGAGAGCAGAGACUUACCUGACAAAUUACAAGACCGAGCUGGAGCCGAAGAGCUCUGGCCAAUACAUCCUACACUCGUAUAAACCCUUCAACUGUAGCCACGCGGUCCCCCUCGAGCUGAAUGUAGAGAGUUUUGAGCUGCCUACCCAGCUGGAUCGCCUCACGAACUUGCAGCUGGCGACCAGGGUCCAGCGGCGCGGGACCGCGGAUGUGCAGCCCAAGGAUGCCGCCAAGGAUGCCGCAGGGAAUCCUAAGUCGUCUGCUGUCAAGUUGGCCGGUCCGCCUGACAAAAAUCCAGAAGCAGCAGGGAAGCCGAGUGAGACCCAGGGAGAGAAACUGGACCCGGGAGAGGCUGGCGGAGCCAAGAAGUUAAAAGCAGGGAGGCAGGGCAAAUCAGAGCUGUAUGCCGUAGCUGAGACCUGGGAGGAUGGGCCCUACGUGUUCAUCCUGAAGAUUGAGGGGCAGAGCAAGGACCCAAAAGCUGCCUCGAACUGGGAGCUCACAAUUGACGUCCGGAUGAAGCACCCUCACUACCAGUACAUCUCCGCCUCCGAGUGGCCGCUCAUGGCGUUCUACAUGGCCAUGUGCAUCGUAUACGUGUUCUACGGGGUGCUGUGGCUGGGGCUGCUGGCCUGCUACUGGCGGGACAUCCUGCGCAUCCAGUUUUGGAUCGGGGGGGUCAUCCUGCUGGGCAUGCUGGAGAAGGCCGUCUUCUAUGCCGAGUUCCAGAGCAUCCAGAGCCAGGGGGUGUCUGUCCAAGGGGCCGUGAUCUUUGCUGAAGUGCUGUGCGCCGUGAAGCGUAUGCUGGCCCGCGUGCUGGUCAUUAUUGCCAGCCUGGGUUACGGCAUUGUCAAGCCGCGGCUGGGUGCCCUGCUGAACCGGGUGGUGGGCGUGGGGCUGAUGUACCUGCUCUUCUCCAUCAUUGAGGGUGUCCUGCGGGUGAAAUCGGACCAGGGUAGCCCGGUCACCCUAGUGUGCAACAUCUUGCUGGCCUUUGUCGAUUCCUGCAUCGUCUUGUGGAUAUCCUUUACCCUACACCCCUGGGGCCGCCCCACAGCAGGCUCCCUUGGGGAGGCAGCCAGGGGACAGUCCCGACACUCGUGGUCCCAGGUGCCUGGAGUAGGCCUGGCCUUGCCAGGGACCGCCUGUGGGGGUCACCCUGGGGCUCCCUGUGAGAAGCAGGGUGGGGCCAGUGCUCAGGAGACCUGGUGUGCUGGCUGCAUCCCUUUGCUAUGCUUGGAAUCUCCUCUGCGGUGGGAUAUCCUGGGCCGCCUGUGGAUCCUGCCGAGCUCGGCCACACGCUCCCCUCCCCUCCCUCCCCUCACGCUCGCGUAG
This is a messenger RNA of Chelonoidis abingdonii (Abingdon island giant tortoise), 1570 nucleotides long. Lineage: Eukaryota; Metazoa; Chordata; Testudines; Testudinidae. The record is from RefSeq and is a predicted model, not a curated record.